Molecule: messenger RNA, 2322 nt
Organism: Chilo suppressalis (striped riceborer)
Lineage: Eukaryota; Metazoa; Arthropoda; Insecta; Lepidoptera; Crambidae
Source: the annotation of a GenBank genome assembly
UGCAAACCUUAAGUGGCAAUGGGCAGGGCACAUUGCUCGCAGGACCGAUGGCCGCUGGGGCGGAAAGGUCCUCGAGUGGCGACCGCGUACCGGGAAACGCAGUGUUGGCAGGCCCCCCACAAGGUGGACCGACGAUCUGGUAAAGGUCGCGGGAAGCCGCUGGAUGCGGGCAGCAUGGGACCGAUCGCUGUGGAAAUCCAUGGGGGAGGCCUAUGUCCAGCAGUGGACGUCUUUCGGCUGAUGAUGAUGAUGAUGAUGAUGAUGAAUAGUUAAAUAUCAAAACAUUUGUCAAGAGCCUGUCUUAUAUGAAAAAUGGCGACAAUCGACGCAGAAAAUUAUCGAUUACUUUCAAACAAAUUCAAAUACUUAAUCCGUGAUCUUCUUUAUCACUUCCCCUGCGUUAAGUUAUAAAACUAAAUUACGUGUGUAAAACAAUAUGUGAACUAGUAGCACUGAGGUGGCGCCUAAAGGCAGACUUAUUUCUUUAUAACAAUUCCUUUUUAUUGCAAAAUAUAUUUGUUAGAUGAAAUUUAAGUAAUGUAAAUUUUUAAAUUUACUUAAAUUACACACGCGAUUUAUUUUAUCAUAUUAAAUGUAAAAGAUUGAAGAUUUUGAAAAUUUGUAGUAAUGUCUGAGAUGAGAAAGGAUAGUGUACCUGGACAGCAAAUAGUGGACGAUAAAGCUGGCGUGAAGCACAUAGACCUGGACCAUGUACUGGUGAACGAGCUAGGACAGUGCGGCCGGUUCCAGCUGAUCAACAUACUGCUGGUCGGGAUUCCUCUCCUCACGUCCGCUUUCAUGAACGAAUUCGUCUUUGGAGCCGCAGCUAUUCCUCACAGAUGCCGUAUCCCUGAGUGUGGAGAGGAUAGCAAGUUGAAUGUUUUUGACCCUAUCUGGAUUUCAAACGCCGUUCCUCAGUCAGGGAACACAAUUGCAAGUUGUCAGCGGUUCCCAUCGCUCGGAAAUGGCACCCUGGGUGUUUGCCCGAUCGAACUUUUUGAUAGGAGCACAACGACUAGCUGCGAUGGCUUCGUGUAUGCUAGGACUGAUUCUGUAGUAUACGAUUUUGAUUUAGGGUGUCAAGAAUGGAUGAGAGCAUUAGCUGGUACAUUGAACAGUGUGGGCGCGUUACUAGUGUUGCCUAUGACUGGAUUCGUGUCGGAUCGCUUCGGGCGCAGAGUUGCCCUCAUCAUCAGCGUCUUCAACAUGGCCGUCAUCGGUAUCAUCAGAUCCUUCUCCGUUAACUACCCCAUGUACUUGGCUUUGCAGAUCUUGCAAACUACCUUGGGUGCUGGAAUUUACAGUGCGGCUUACAUUUUUGCUGCCGAGAUGGUUGGACCAAAAUAUCGUGUAUUGACAAGUGCUACAUCAAGUUCUAUGUUCGCUGUUGGCCAAGUGAUCUUAGGAGCGACAUCAUGGUUAAUCCCAUCGUGGCGCUAUCUCUUACUGGCACUUAAUAUACCGUGUUUCCUUAUGUUGUCGUACUACUGGAUUCUUCCUGAGAGCGUUAGGUGGCUACUGUCUAAGGAAAAGUUUGAAGAAGCGAGAGUAGUAUUAAAAAAAGUAGCAAAGGUAAACGGAAAACAGAUAAGUGAAAAAUCCAUGGAAGCCUUAUUGACGCCAGCACCACCACCGCCGGAAUCUACGUUGCAGACGAAGGAUUCUCUGGUGAAAUCAAUAGUGAAGUCUCCCGUCUUACUCCAAAGGGUGUGCACUACCCCUAUUUGGUGGAUCACCACGAUCCUAGUGUACUACGGGUUGUCCAUCAACUCCACCAGUCUAUCCGACGAGAGGCAUUUGAACUACAUCUUGACGGUGGCCGUGGAGAUUCCUGGUUUCUACAGCGCCGUACUGGUUCUCGACAGGAUCGGCCGGAAGAUGACUUUAUGUGGCGGCUUCUUUAUGAGUGCCGCUUGUAACAUCGCCUUCAUCUUUAUUCCUAAUGAUUUGAGUGUGCUGAGGCAGAUAAUCUUCCUGCUGGGCAAAUUCGGGAUAUCUGUGGUGGUGACGUCACUGUACCUGUUCACUUCUGAGCUGUAUCCAACCCAGUAUAGACACAGCUUGCUCGGCUUCUCGUCCAUGAUCGGCAGGAUCGGAUCCAUCACUGCGCCACUCACUCCAGCGCUGAUGGAAUACUGGGAAGGCAUUCCCUCCAUGAUGUUUGGUGUGUUGGGGCUGAUCUCAGGGCUGCUGGUGCUGACGCAGCCGGAGACACUCGGCACCAAGAUGCCCGACACCCUCGCGGAGGCAGAGGCCCUGGGCAGACCUGGAUCCCGGCAGCAGACCGGCUAAUCUCAAUAAAGUUUUUGAUCUACACCCAAG